Messenger RNA from Parnassius apollo (apollo), 1701 nucleotides. Lineage: Eukaryota; Metazoa; Arthropoda; Insecta; Lepidoptera; Papilionidae. The record is from the annotation of a GenBank genome assembly.
AUGGAAGAAACACAAAAAGGAACGCGCAUAGGGCCGCUGCCUGGGGGUCGCCGGGGCGUGUCUGGAGCUGGCGCUGGACGCGGCAGCAUGCGGACCGCCAGCCGAGCGCGAGGAGCUGCACGAUCACCUAGCAGCCCCUCGCAUCCAUCAUCCCCACCAGAAGGCUUGGUGUCGGCUGGGUCUUCUCGGACCCAGCAAGCGGCACCCGCCGCUGGUGGAGCACGUCGCAUGCGUUGGACAAAAUCCAUGAACGAAAACGCAUUGCGGGCGUACUAUAGGGCGAAAGGGGAAGAAACUGUGGGAAUAGCGUAUAGGUCUCGGAUGCAUUGCUUUUUUGCUGAGCUGGAGCCGUCUAUCCCCGUCACGGAACAAAACCUGGCAGACCGAGUUCGGUACAUCAUGCGCUCGAAAAUAUUUGAUGAUGCCGAACUCGAACGACUACGACGUGAGGCUAUUCCGUCGUCGAAUGAAUCGGCUAUGGCUGGAGAUGCAGCUCCACAUUCGACAGACCAGCAUCCACACGUGGAAGCCGCCAUGGAUCUUCCAGUUGUGGUUGAUUCGAACGACGAUGAAAUAGUCUCCCACGAACUAGAGCAAAUGAGGAGUAUAUUGGAAGAGGCGAUUUUGGAAACGCGCAGCACCCCUCUCGAAAAUCGACCGCGACUUCCCCGCAUACCCUUAAGCAAGCGAAAUCGGGCUGUCGUGAGGGCUCUUAACCCAAUGCUGGUGACCUAUUUGGAAGCCAGCCGGGACCUUUGCGAGACGGACUCGAUUCUCUUUGGCGCCGCAGUGGCAGUUUGCCGUAUUAUUGGCGCCAAACUUCCCAUGGCUGGACGCGCUACUACACAAAGUAACGCCAUCCCAGCCUGGAGGAAAAGAAUCGAGGACCGUAUCGCAAAGGCAAGGGCCCUUAUCGGCAGACUGACAAGCUUCAGGUCGGGUAAUAAUAGACCGAGGAUUAUGCGCACCGUUAGGAUGGCGUUUGCUGGGACAAAUAUCAGUUUGUCCCAGCCGGAUAUCACGCAGAAACUAACGGAGCGCAUAGACGACCUGAAGCAAAAGAUCGCUGCUUGGGGGAAGCGGAUUCGACGAUUUUCCGAGGGGUCAAGGCGGUUCAACCAGAAUCGUCUCUUCCAGAGUGAUCAGAAGAGGCUCUAUAAAUUAUUGGAGCGACCAAAGGUAUGUGUAGCGGGCCAAGGACCGGAUCAGGCUGACAUUAUCGCAUUCUGGCGUGGCCUGUGGUCAGAGCCCGUAAAUCACAGUGAGGGCCCUUGGAUGGAAGUUGUGGCGAGCCAGGGUGCGAGUGUUACGCCUAUGGACCCCAUCACCAUAACGCCAGAAGACGUGGCUGAGGCGGUCCGUAGGGCCCCGAACUGGAAAAGUCCGGGGCUCGACGGGCUGCAUCAUUACUGGCUGAAGGGGUUCGUAGUGUGUCACGCUGUGCUCGCCCGACAGUUUCAAGAGGCUCUCGACCAGAAGUCACUCCCGAGCCUCUUCACUACUGGGAUCACUCACUUGGUUCCUAAAGAUCAAGAUACCACAGACCCGAGCAAAUACCGCCCCAUCACGUGCAUCGCUUUCCCAGCUACGUAUUUCGCGCUCGGACUUUUCCGUGGCGCGUCGGCCGGACUCGAGCGCGUCUGGGGUGCGUUGCCAUGGCGACCGAAGGCACGCGGCGCUAUCGGCGGUGGCCGCGGCUGA